Molecule: messenger RNA, 774 nt
Organism: Magallana angulata
Lineage: Eukaryota; Metazoa; Mollusca; Bivalvia; Ostreida; Ostreidae
Exons: 3
Coding region: 1-621 (206 amino acids)
Source: RefSeq, a predicted model, not a curated record
AUGCCUGCUUCUUUUAUACAGUUGUUGUCAGAGACACCAUCAAAUGUCGAGAGAUGUGGACCAGCUAUUUCCUCGCAUGUCCAUCCAAAUUGGCAACAGGCCAUCAAAACCCUGGACCAUCUUCAUGCUGAAAUCCACCAGUUGUACCAUCCGGAACCAACGACAACAUUCCUGGAGAACAUUUGGGACUACAGGGGCCUUGCCUUGGAAUCCCCAGUCCAGUUGUCCGGCCACAAUUCCCCCCACAUCUUCAAGUUCAAACUGGUGGAGGAGGAGGUCAAGCUAUUCUACAAAGAGUGGCCAAUGGAGCGGUCAGACUACAAGUGUGUGGACAUAACCAACCUGGCAGGGGCUUUCAGAGGCGAACCUCUGCCAAUUGGAACCAUGCCAGAGAAGGGGAGGAAAGCAUUUAGCAGCAUGGAAGCAGACCCUCGGAAGUGGGAGAAGAGUGGGAGUAUGUCUCCAGAGGAGAAAAACUGGUGGACUGGCCACUUACAUGGACAGUUUCAAUAUCACCAACCCAACAUAACAACGCUGAGUGCCUUCAGGGAGCAUCUGAGGCUGGUUCCCACUGAGGAAAUGGUCCCUCAGCUGUGGCGGAAGCCAUCUACAGACACAUGACAAGUCUGACACAGGAGUCAACAAUUCGAACAGUGAGACAAAGAAUAAGACCUUAAUUUACUUGAUGGAAUUGUUGGUUUAAGUGACAAAAGUCAGCAUCUGAGAUUCAAUGUAAAUGUCGAGUUUGAAAUGGUGAAAGAGUGUUAAUUCGGG